GGCUCCGUAAUAUCACUCAAUUGAAACAUUCCAUUGUUAGCAUGUCAACAUAGUUACUGUAAGGCAGAAUGAAAUGCAAUCUUCAAUGUGUGGCUUUUAUUGUGAAAGCAGGAAGUGACGCGCACGUGUCAGCCGGAGGUGCGGCAGGUGGAGGGAAGUAUGUAAAUAUGACUCACAAGCCAAGACUACAUUUUAUUGUGCAGCAAGCAAUCAAGUAAGAAGCUCUUCCUUUUUUUCUCCCAGGUGGAAUUUUGUGGGGCUUUUAUUUUUCCCGCAGGAAGUCAGCUUCUAAUAGUCAAGCAUGAGUGAGCCAGCAGAGCUGCUGCUGAUCAAGGACCAGUACGAGUUGGCCUUCCAGUGCCUGAGUCGGGGCGUGUCCCUGGAGGAGGGCGGUGAUCGGGCCAAGGCAAAUGAGUACUACCUGAAGGGCCAGCAGCACCUCAUGCACGGGCUGGGGGUGCCCACCUUGGGGCCGCGACACCAGGGGCCCCUGUGGGACCGUGCCAGGGAGCUGCAGAGGCGCAUGCAGGGCACCCUGGCCACCUUCAGCACCCACCUCUCCGGCCUGGACGCCUCGCACGCGCCCCCUGCUGGCCAGAGGCGCCACCUGCUCAUGGAGCUCACCCCCAGCCUCUACCCGCUGGUGCCCGCCCACGCCCCCCUCCAGCACCUCUACCCCUCCAUUCACCCCCUCAACACACUCCCGCCACUCCCCGCCAGGAGAGCGCCGCCCGACAUGUCCGAGCCCCAGGCCGAGUCCCAGGCCCUGCCCCCGGUCUACACCCCGCAGCCGGCAGACGGACACCUCAGUCUGGCACGCACCCCGGCACAGGGGGAGUGGAGAGGAGCCGAACUGGAGAACCAGAACGAGCUGCUGCUGAUCCCCUCGGGGGUGCAGAUGUUCUUCGUGGCGCCCGGCGGGGAGGUGAGCGCCCUCUCCCAGCCCGGCUACCUCCGCAUCGUGGCCUUCGACGCCCAGUCCCAGGACCCGCCCGGCGAAGGUGGGCCGGUCUUUCUGGAUGUGUGUGGCUGGUUGUACUCCCUCAGCCCCUCCAUGCCGGUGCUGCUGGCCCCCUCUGACGUCUUCAUGUUCCCUGACACUUUAGCACCUGUGUCAGGUGCAUUUGUGGGCGUGGUCUUGUCCUCCCAGCUUCCUGCUGCUGAGACAGACAUGUUCCAUGACCUCAUCAAGCAGCUCACUGACUUCAAAGUGCAGAGUCCGGAGGGCGUGGGGUCAGAGGUCAUCAGCCUGAGUGAGACGGUGCCCCUGGGCCCCCAGGUCAUGUUGCCGGGGGCGACGGUGAGGGACAAAGCACCGCUGCCCACCUGGAGUGAGAAGAUGGGCGGGGGGAUCUUGUCAGGAGCCACCGUGUUGGGUAAGGAGGUGGUCAGAGGGGCGGAGGCCACCUCCAGGGUCAUCAGCCAGGGGGCGCUGAAGAUCCGGGCCCGCCUCUCGCCCGAGGACACGCCCUCCGAGGUCAGCCCGCACCUCUCAAGGAGCCUGCACGUGGCCAAACAGGCCACAGAGGUCACCAAGCGCGUCAGUCAGUUCCUAGUGGAUGGCGUGAGCACGGUGGCGGAACACCUGGCGGAGAAGGUGGCCCCUCACCUGAAGAAGCACGGCUCCAAGAUGAUCCCGGAGUCCAUGAAGGGCAAAGAGGGGGAGCCGUCUAAUAUGGAGGGGGCCAAAUUUGUGGCCCUCAGCAGCUUACAUGGUUUCAACACCGUGUGGACCAGUCUGGAGACCAGCGCCAAGCUCAUCGGCAGGAGCGUGUCGUCGGAGACGGUGCAAACGGUGACGUACAAGUACGGCGACGACGCGGGCCAGGCCACCGACACGGCGCUGCGGUCGGCCACCAACGUGGUCGUGACGGCGCACAACAUCGACAAUCUGGGCAUCAAGGCCGUCCUGAAGACCACGGGCAAGGAGGCGGCCAAGGCCAUGGUCAAGAAGAAGGAGGGAGCCCAGAAGGAGCCGGAAGUGCCGCAGGACCAAGACCCGAAGAAGAAGGUGGAAGAAGGCAAGAAAUAGACCUCGGUCAAAGUGGACUCCCACAGUCCUUUCACUCAUGGAAAUACAUCUCACAUUAUAUUUAAUAAACACAGAAUUAAGUGGAAUAAAAGUGCAAAAAGGUGACAUAUGAUAAGUAAUAAUAACACAGACUGGCAUCGCUCAAAAAAUAAUAAUGAAUCAAAAUCGAUGUUGGUAUGAAUUAUUGACAUAUUUAAGGCUACAAUUAGUUCACAUUAAAUAUUACACUUUGACAUUUUUUUGGGCAGGAAAACAUUGCAUAUUUUGUGUGUUUGACAUAAAAAAACUAAGUUUUAUUUGACAAAAAGGUAUAAAAC
Messenger RNA from Nerophis lumbriciformis (worm pipefish), 2349 nucleotides. RefSeq names its product spartin a (gene sparta). Gene Ontology annotation, cellular component: plasma membrane. NCBI's taxonomy places the organism in Eukaryota, Metazoa, Chordata, Actinopteri, Syngnathiformes, Syngnathidae. The record is from RefSeq and is a predicted model, not a curated record. Gene Ontology annotation, biological process: cell division; negative regulation of BMP signaling pathway.